AUGUUGUCCAAAAGAACUCCAGAGAGUCCAAUUCCGGGCCGGUAUCGCGCGGCAAAGGCCUCAGCUUUCACGCUGCAGUCGCGCAGGGUUCCUCGCGAGAGAACCAGAGACCGGGCACCCAAAGACAAAGAGCGAGAUAGUUCGGGUUCGGGCUCUGGCUCGAUUGGCAGUAAGACUCGACCAGUCGAGCAGCGUCGAAGAUUCGAUAAACCCCCAGAUGUAACAAUACCCCCAACAAGCCCGAUAGUGAUGCUCCGUGUGGGCCCCGAAAAGCGACUCUUCGCAGCCCACGAAGCCAUCCUCCGCACAUCCCCCUUCUUCGCCGCGCACUGCACAGCCCAAACACCCAACCCGAAUGCGCCACGCCCUAGACUCGCCCAGCAAUCCCCAAGCAAGCGCAUCGACCUCCCAGAUGAACAAGCUGAAGUCCUCUCCUGCGUCCUCGAGUACCUCUACAAGGGCGACUACUACCCGCGCCUGCGACACAACAGCCGGACCCAGACUUGGGAACUAGAAGACGCAGAUGCGGGCGUUGGUGCUGGCACUAGUGGUGAAUUGGGACAGGCGACGGCGACGGUGUUUCAUCAUCGGGCGCGGGGGGUGAUAUUGCGGGAUACGGCUAUUUACUGCGCAGCAGAAAAAUACAACCUCCCCCAUCUCCAGCGUAUCGCACUGCGCAAGCAAGGUCUACACACUGGAAUCCAGUGUAGUACGAUUCUUGCGAGUGCGCGGUUCGCGUACGCCAACACGCCGGAUACGGAGUCGAAACUGCGGGCGCAUUACCUUGCGCUGAUUGUGCGAUCUAGGGGCACUUUUAUGCGUAGUGGGACUAUGCAGGCGGAAAUGGAGCGUGGGGGGAAGUUGUUUUUUGAUCUUUUUGUUGCUUUGUGUAAUCAUAUGGAUGACUAUACUGGUCAAUCGGUUGACAGUUCGGCUGUUACGACUCACUGUUAG
Messenger RNA from Penicillium hordei, 954 nucleotides. Its product is annotated as BTB/POZ domain-containing protein. Gene Ontology annotation, molecular function: protein binding. Lineage: Eukaryota; Fungi; Ascomycota; Eurotiomycetes; Eurotiales; Aspergillaceae. The transcript has 4 exons. The record is from RefSeq and is a predicted model, not a curated record. The coding region runs from base 1 to 954 and encodes 317 amino acids.